AUGUCCUCUCAGACGAUUUUCUAUGACCUGCCCUCCCAGCAGGGUACUGCAUGGUCACUCAAUCCCUGGAAAACGCGUUUGGUUUUGAACUACAAGGGCAUCGACUACCGAACGGAGUGGGUAGAGUUCCCAGAUGUCGAGCCUAAAAUGAAGUCAUUGGGUCUAGCACCGAAUACCAAAGGUUCCCCUGGAUACUUCACCGACUACAGCAUCCCGGCUAUCACGUACGAAGAUGGCACUUCCCAGAUGGAUUCUUGGCCCAUUGCAAAUGAGCUUGAGAAGCGUUACCCAAGCCCUUCCCUCCAUCUAGACAAUCCAGUGACCAUCACAAUCCGCGACCACAUCUCCGCAAUCAUUGGUCCAAUCAUUCUGCAAUUCCUGUCCAAAAUCCCCACUCUGCUGCCUGAAAGGUCGCAGGAGUAUUUCUACAAGACACGCGAAGCAGAAUUCGGCAAGCCCCUCUCAGAAGUUCACAAGGAAGCAAUGGUGAACGCGGAAGAAGGAUGGAAGCAGGCGCAGGAGGCAAUGAAGGAGGUAGCUGACCUGCUGAAGAAGCACGACGGGCCCUUCUUCCUAGGCCAGAGCGUGUCAUACGCGGAUUUCAUCUUCGUCGCAAUGCUGUAUUUCGUCAAGAGUCUCGAUGAGCAGGUGUUCCAGAAGUUGCUGUCUAUGGAUCCGGUCCUUCCAGAACUCUACCAAGCAUCAGAGCAGUGGUUCACUAAGAACGACUGA
This is a messenger RNA of Boeremia exigua, 732 nucleotides long. RefSeq lists its product as uncharacterized. The record is from RefSeq and is a predicted model, not a curated record. The coding region runs from base 1 to 732 and encodes 243 amino acids. The transcript is spliced from 3 exons. Lineage: Eukaryota; Fungi; Ascomycota; Dothideomycetes; Pleosporales; Didymellaceae.